This is a messenger RNA of Orbicella faveolata, 3108 nucleotides long. Its product is annotated as kinesin light chain-like. Gene Ontology annotation, biological process: microtubule-based movement. NCBI's taxonomy places the organism in Eukaryota, Metazoa, Cnidaria, Anthozoa, Scleractinia, Merulinidae. Gene Ontology annotation, cellular component: cytoplasm; kinesin complex. Gene Ontology annotation, molecular function: kinesin binding. The record is from RefSeq and is a predicted model, not a curated record.
ACAUCAUGCAAAUUUAGCGACCAUCGAAAUCAACACGAGAAGGAAUGUGAUGCUAGUUUUUGGUGGAUUUUUCUUCUGGCAUGGGGUUGAAUUGCCUGAGAGCAUAAAGAAGAUGGAUUUAAACAUUUAGAAAACGUUCAGGGACGUAGAUUCCGUUGUUUGGUGUUAUCUUAAAGGAACCACUGUCUCUAAUAGAGAUCAACGGCAUUACUGGUCGCCAUUUUGAAAAUCUGUCUAUCGGGGUUUGCGUCGGGCGAAUCUAAGAGAACAUGACGAAUCUUGAGGGAAAUAAUCGCAAAUGGACACAAGAUGAAAUCAUCAACAACACAAAAAACGUUGUUCGGGGGUUAGAAACCUUGAAAAAUGAACAUUCGGGGAUCUUGAAUAGUCUCAAUUCGAACAACGAGAGCGAUGGAGAGAACGAGUUAGAGCGAGAAAAGGGCUCUAUCAUUCAGGAAUCGAUCGACAAGAUUGAACUGGGAUUAGGAGAAGCCCAGGUCAUGAUGGCUUUGUGUAGCCAUCUUAGCACAGUCGAGGCCGAGAAACAGAAAUUAAAAGCUCAAGUGCGAAGACUUUGUCAGGAGAAUGCAUGGCUCAGAGAAGAGCUGUCAGUCACACAGCAGAAACUACAAGAAAGUGAACAAAAGGUUGCCCAGCUGGAGGAAGAGAAGAAACAUCUGGAAUUCAUGAACUCUAUCAAAAAAUAUGAUGACGAUAAACAUGAUGAGGGGAUUGAAAAUGACAUCAGUAUUGAUGACAUGCUCUCGCAUGAUGAUGAGGAAGAAACAGAAGUUGAUGAUGAAACACUAAGUCAGGCAUCAUCAGCGACUUCAGCUAGUGCAUCAGGUGUUUAUGAAAUCCCUGCACGUCUAAGAACACUGCACAAUUUAGUUAUACAGUAUGCAUCACAGGGUCGAUACGAAGUGGCAGUUCCCCUCUGUAAGCAAGCACUAGAAGAUUUGGAGAAGACAUCAGGCCAUGAUCAUCCCGAUGUUGCUACAAUGCUCAAUAUCCUUGCUCUUGUGUACAGAGAUCAGAAUAAGUAUAAAGAGGCUGCUAACUUGCUACAUGACGCGCUGACGAUCCGUGAAAAAACAUUGGGCGAAGACCAUCCAGCCGUUGCCGCAACUCUCAACAAUUUAGCAGUUCUUUACGGCAAGAGAGGAAAGUACAAAGAGGCAGAACCUUUGUGUAAGAGAGCCUUGGAGAUACGAGAAAAGGUAUUGGGUAAAGACCAUCCCGAUGUGGCAAAACAGCUGAACAAUCUGGCCUUGUUAUGUCAAAACCAAGGAAAAUAUGACGAGGUCGAGCAAUAUUAUCAACGGGCUUUGGAAAUUUACACAACCAAGCUUGGUCCUGAUGAUCCGAACGUGGCAAAAACGAAGAAUAACUUGGCUUCCGCUUAUCUGAAGCAAGGAAAAUACAAAGCGGCGGAAACACUGUAUAAGCAGGUACUGACCCGAGCGCACGAGCGGGAAUUUGGGCCUGGCACAGAGUCUUCUCUCGAGGAUGACGGAAAGCGCGGGAAAGACAACGCGCCGUACGGCGAGUAUGGCGGCUGGCACAAAGCGGCUAAGGUAGACAGCCCCACUGUCACCACUACCCUCAGGAAUCUGGGAGCAUUGUACCGCAGGCAGGGCAAGUUUGAAGCUGCGGAGACACUCGAAGAGUGUGCGCUGAGGUCGCGGCAGAACGUAUGUAACGCCCUUGAUGUUGUUCGCCAGACCAAAGUGGCGCAGCUUCUAGCUGAAGACGUCCCUGGAGGUUCGUUUUCCACUAGCAGUGUGGCAUCUUCCUCUCCGUCCUUGAACGGAAGCAGCAGCAAAACGUCCAUAGACACCGAAAAAGACGAUCCAAACGACGACAAGAAGAACGGAAAACGCGAGAAAACGUUUUCCCGCCUCAAAAGAACGCUGAGCAGCCGCGGUCAAAAGCUGAUGGAAAAGAUGGGCGGCAGCGGUACACGGCUCCAGCGGUCGUCGUCACGUGACAACCUAGCCCAUCAUGCCAAGCUGUCGCCGUCAGAGAGGAUCUCUCGCAGCACACCUAUGCUUGCUCAACCGCAAUCCGAUCACGACAGGGGGAGGUCGGGGAGUGUUACCACCAGGGGAGCCCCGUUGGGAUCUUGACGAGCCGAUGCCCUAUGGAAUCCGUUACGACACCAAGAGCUAGAAAGUUAUCUGAUAGAUUAGACUAUUUUCGUCAAUACCAAGUUUUGAUUCAUAUGAUCAUUUCUUUUUUUGUUUGUUUGUCUGUUUCAGUUUAGUAUGAACUUGCAGCUAUGGUUAACUGCAAGUAUCGUAGUUAAAUUAUGCAUGAGAAACUGCUGAAAGAACUGUUUCACGAUACACUAACUCUUUUUCUGCGUUUUAAAACUUGCCUUAAACCUGAGAUACAGCGCACUAAGCUAGACUGGGGAAGAUUGAGAGACUUCGAACGAGGAACUAGAAAACGUUAGGCUGAAUUUUACAAGAUUAACCACCUGUGCGUAGCGUAGCUGUUUUACCCCCGCCAGUAAAAGCUACAGCUUGUAAUAGAUCCUACAACAGAAACCUGACAUGGAAUCCCUGAUAUCCUUAGAAAUAAAGGUGAAAAAAAGAACAAUUUUGGGGAGAUCCAGAACAUUUUGGUGGAAGUUUUACUGGUUGGUAGGAAGACAAUCUAAAAUUCACUGGUUCUAGCUCUUGAAAACUUUAUUUCCAAGAAUGGUCACUAAGUAAUAUUUCCUUACAACCUUAAUUUAUUCCCAACAGACAGGUGACGGGAAUAGGUGUUGUCUUGAUACACUGCCAAAUUGUCAUAACUAACAAUAAAAUCAUGUAUAGCAACUAGUGUGGAGAAUCGAUGUUUCAGUCUUGGUUCUAAACAGGUUGUUUGCCUCUCGAUUUUCUUUUCUUUUGUUUUUUGUUUUACUGUAUUUAUUCUCAGUCGGUGGUGUUUGCUUGUGGCUAUGGCCAGCAACCUAGUUGAAAUUUACUGCUUAUGAUCUUCACACGGUCAAAAUCAAGAUAAACAAUAUUUAAUUAUGGCAAUCGUGUUAGGAAUGCUGUACAUAAGUAAGUGGCGUUUGAGAGAAAGAGGUUAUGAAAUAAAUUAUCGACAGACUGG